AAGAAAAACUAUGAACAAAAAAGAAGAAAGAGAAGAAAAAACUGUUCUUUUAUCAUCUUCCUCUUCCCAAAACAUCGUCUCUCUCAAUAUCACUACUGAGAAGUAUAACCGAAUCUCAGAAGCAAAAGCAGAAGAAGAAAAUCAGUUGAGAGAAAUAGCAUUUUUUUUUGUACAGAAAGAUGUUGUUUCAAGUAGGAGGACAAGGGACUCGUCCUACUUUCUUUGAAAUGGCUGCUGCACAACAGUUACCUUCUAGUCUUAGAGCUGCUUUAACUUAUUCCCUUGGUGUUUUAGCAUUAAGAAGACCUUUCAUCCACAAAAUUCUAGAUUAUGAGGAUGAGUGCUUCGCUUUGCUUACACUAGUUCUUGAAACACAUAGCUUACGAACUACAGAUGGGUCUUUUGCUGAGUCUUUAUAUGGCCUGCGAAGAAGGGCAGUUAAGAUAAAAGUUAAGGGUGAUAACAAAGGUCCAGAUGCCAGAGAAGAAAUUAAUCACACUGGGUUGGAGAAGCGCCAAAAAGUUCUUUCAGUUGUGUUUCUGGUUAUAUUGCCGUAUCUCAGAUCAAAAUUGCAUUCAAUCUACAAUAAAGAAAGAGAGGCUGCUCUUCAAGCUAGUUUAUGGGGCACUGAGGAUGAGAGAUUUGGUGACGCUGACUAUUUUGAUGGAGGUGGAAACUCCAUAGUUUCAACGAGCAGUUCAGAUACAGAAGAAUCAGUUAGAGAUCGUUUGAGAAAGAAAAUUCGAAAGAUCGUAGCUGCUUGCUACCCAUGGAUACAUGCUGGAAAUGAAGGUUUAUCAUUUGCUUACCAGCUACUGUAUUUGCUGGAUGCUACUGGAUUUUACUCUCUAGGACUACAUGCUCUUGGUAUUCAUGUUUGUCGGGCUACAGGACAGGAGCUGAUGGAUACUUCUUCUAGGAUUUCUAAAAUAAGAAGCCGUGAACGAGAGAGACUUCGUGGCCCCCCUUGGCUAAAGGCAGUACAAAGUGCUUUACUAAGUUGUGCAUAUGGAGUUCUUGACUAUGCUCAAACUGGCCUAAUUGCGGCAGUGUUUUUCUUUAAAAUGAUGGAAUGGUGGUACCAGUCAGCAGAAGAAAGGAUGUCAGCUCCUACUGUUUAUCCACCCCCACCUCCUCCUCCACCUCCAAAGGUUGCGAAAGAGGGAAUUCCACUACCUACAGACAGAACACUGUGUCCUUUGUGCUCACAAAAGCGUGCAAAUCCCUCAGUUGUGGCAGUUUCAGGAUUAGUCUUCUGCUAUUCCUGCAUUUUCCGAUAUGUCUCUCAGUAUAAUCGCUGCCCUGUGACAUUAAUGCCUGCAACUGUGGAUCAUAUCAGAAGACUAUUUCAUGAUGUUUAAUUUAAUUUCUGCCCAGGAUCACAAGGGAUGAAUAAUAUAGGAAACUAUGCUCUAAAAUGAGAUUAUAAGUGAGACUUUUUUAGCAAGGCCCAAAUCAUGGCAUUGCCUUGCAGCAAAGUAUAGUUGAGCGUAUUCUACUUUUGCACAAUUGUUAUAGUUCAAACUUUAGAAUGCAAAUAAUCACAAAAAAGUAAUUUAUUCGCA
Solanum dulcamara is the source of this 1565-nucleotide messenger RNA. RefSeq names its product peroxisome biogenesis protein 12. Gene Ontology annotation, biological process: protein import into peroxisome matrix; protein monoubiquitination. The record is from RefSeq and is a predicted model, not a curated record. The coding region runs from base 180 to 1361 and encodes 393 amino acids. NCBI's taxonomy places the organism in Eukaryota, Viridiplantae, Streptophyta, Magnoliopsida, Solanales, Solanaceae. Gene Ontology annotation, cellular component: peroxisomal membrane; peroxisomal importomer complex. The transcript is spliced from 10 exons. Gene Ontology annotation, molecular function: protein binding; ubiquitin-protein transferase activity; zinc ion binding.